CAAACUCCUAUAAAUACUGAACACAUGCAUCCUUAUUAGGAUAUGGUUGGGAGCAAUUUCCUUGUACUUUCCCUCCUCUCCACACUCAUCCCAUAUUUUCUCUUCUUUCUUCUUCUCUUUCUCCAUCUUUCACGCUCCAAUAUUUCUAGCCUAUUAAAAAAGAAAAAAACAAAUUAAAAAAUGGAACCCACAGAACAAGACCUCACAAGCAAAGAAGAAGAAAAUUUCUCCGACUAUCAAAACGGAAGUUAUGAGGCUCACGGCCACAAGCUCCGGCGGCACGACUCCUUGGACUUGGAGUCCGCCAAUAUCCCCCACCACCACCACGGCGGCGCCACCACGGCUUUAGGAUGGGCGGCGGUGGUCCAGCUGACGUUUCAGAGCCUCGGGGUUGUGUACGGCGACAUUGGGACAUCGCCGUUGUACGUUUAUUCGAGCAUUUUCACUGACGGGAUCAAACACAACGAUGAUAUUUUGGGAGUUUUGUCAUUGAUCUUCUACACAAUUACCUUAAUACCCUUGUGCAAGUAUGUGUUCAUCGUCCUGCGUGCCAACGACAAUGGUGAUGGAGGAACAUUUGCAUUGUAUUCCUUAAUAUGUCGGUAUGCAAAAGUGAGUUUAAUCCCGAGUCAAGAAGUUGAAGAUCAAAAUGUGUCCACUUUCCAACUCGAAUUGCCUAACGAUCGGACUCAGAGGGCCUCAAAGGUUAAGACGAAGCUGGAAAAUAGCAAUUUUGCAAAGUAUUUUUUGUUGUUUGCAACCAUGCUUGGAACUUCAAUGGUCAUUGGGGAUGGCGUGCUUACUCCCUGUAUUUCAGUAUUAUCUGCUGUGGGAGGGAUCAAGCAGGUUAAAUCUUCCACAACCCAAGAUGAGGUGGUCUGGAUAUCAGUUGGGAUCCUAAUUCUCCUUUUCAUAGUCCAAAGAUUUGGGACAGACAAAGUUGGCUACACUUUUGCUCCCAUAAUAUGUGUCUGGUUCUCUUUCAAUGCUGUAAUUGGUGUCUACAAUUUCAUCAAAUAUGACCCUUCUGUGGUCAAAGCUAUAAACCCCAAAUACAUUGUGGAUUAUUUCAAGAGGAACAAAGAUCAAGCUUGGAUUUCCCUUGGUGGUGUUGUUCUUGCUAUUACAGGAACCGAGGCGUUAUUUGCCGAUGUGGGACACUUUACGGUACAAUCAAUACAAAUAAGCAUGUGUAGCGUGACUUACCCUGCACUUGUACUGGCGUACACUGGGCAAGCUUCGUUUCUUCGUGAGAACAACAGUUCAGUUUCCGAAACAUUUUACGAGUCCAUCCCAGGUCCAUUUUACUGGCCGAUGUUUGUAGCGGCCGUGUUGGCGUCAAUCAUCGCGAGCCAAGCCAUGAUCUCUGGCACGUUUUCCAUAAUUCAACAAUCCCUUUCGCUCGGGUGCUUCCCGCGCGUCAAAAUCGUGCACACGUCUAAGAAGUAUCCGGGACAAGUUUACGUUCCAGAGAUCAAUUACCUACUCAUGAUAGCUUGCGUCUUCGUAACCAUCGGGUUUAAGACCACUACUAAGAUCGGCAAUGCUUACGGGAUUGCUGUCGUGUUCGUGAUGGCGCUUACAUCGGCAUUUUUAGUCCUAAUCAUGAUUGUGAUUUGGAAAACUCACAUCCUUCUCGUGAUUGCGUACGUUUUGAUCAUCGGCUCAGUUGAGUUGGUUUACUUGAGUUCGGUUCUCUACAAGUUUGAUCAAGGUGGGUACCUACCACUCGCGUUCGCCCUCUUCUUGAUGACCAUCAUGUUCGUGUGGAACUACGUCUACCGAAAGAAGUACCAUUUUGAACUCGACCACAAGCUAUCAGGCGAGGAGGUAAAGGGAAUUAUCGAGGACAUGGAUUCCCAUAGGCUCCCAGGCCUAGCAAUCUUCUACUCGGAGCUCGUUCACGGAAUCCCUCCAAUUUUCAAGCACUACGUGUCGAACGUGCCCGCCCUCCACUCGGUUUUGGUUUUCGUGUCCUUCAAGUCGUUGCCGAUUAGCCGAGUUCCGGUUGAGGAAAGGUUCCUUUUCCGGAGGGUUCCACCUAAGGAGCUUCAAGUGUUCCGUUGUGUCGUGCGUUACGGGUACAAGGAUGUGAGGAAUGAAGAAGAGCCCUUUGAGAGAUUGUUGUUUGAGAGAUUAAAGGAGUUCAUUAGGGAGGAUUAUUGGCACAAUGUGAGGCCAAUUGAACAUGUUGAUGGAGAUGGGGAGUUAUCUAGUGAGGGAGAGGUGCAUGGUGAGAUAGGUGGGGAAGGGGGUGAUUUGGCGGGAGAGAUCGGGGAUUUGGAUCGGGCGUGGCGGUUCGCGGUGGUGCAUAUGGUGGGGGAGCACGAGGUGGUGGCGGCGAAAGGGGCGAAUAUUGGGAAGAGGGUUUUGAUAGAUUAUGCCUACAAUUUCUUGAAGAAGAACUUGAGGCAGAGCAAUAGGGUGUUUGAUAUUCCUCAGAAGAGGAUGCUUAAAGUUGGGAUGACAUAUGAGCUUUGAUGAGUGUGAUUUUACCAAGAGUAUGUUUGAGAGAUUGUAACUUCUGAUUUCCUCUUUUGUUUUUCAUAAUUUGAAACUGCAGUAUAUAUGUUAGAAAUGCAUAUGUUGCUGGUGUGUAAACUGUAUGGGAUUCCAAUUCCUAUCUAUAAAUAAAUUAAAAAGUGCAUAUGAUUUGGAGGUUUUAUGUUGCAGAGAUUUGAUUGACAUGAGUUCAUAAAAAAUGAUGUGUAAAUGUAUAAUUUAUUGAUUUUCAAGAUAAUGCG
Molecule: messenger RNA, 2744 nt
Organism: Striga asiatica
Lineage: Eukaryota; Viridiplantae; Streptophyta; Magnoliopsida; Lamiales; Orobanchaceae
Source: the annotation of a GenBank genome assembly